Molecule: messenger RNA, 1935 nt
Organism: Eupeodes corollae
Lineage: Eukaryota; Metazoa; Arthropoda; Insecta; Diptera; Syrphidae
Gene: Rh50
Product: ammonium transporter Rh type B
Exons: 9
Coding region: 322-1851 (509 amino acids)
Biological process (GO): ammonium transmembrane transport; ammonium homeostasis
Cellular component (GO): plasma membrane
Molecular function (GO): ammonium channel activity
Source: RefSeq, a predicted model, not a curated record
GCAAUCAUUUCUCGACUACACAAUACAAUAGAACAUAGUGCCUCUGAACGGUCUUCAGAAUCGUUUAUAUCCACACGAUAGGGGUGAACUUGAAACUUAUACUGAAACCCCUUCAAACUUGCAUUACUAAAUCUCAAUCGGUCUUUGUAAUCGGUCGAGUGCGGAUGAUAUCCUCGAAAACGUUUCAAUUUAGUUCUUGAUAAAUAGAAUAGAAAAAGAAAAUAAUAUUUGUCGUUAAAAUCUUAUUUCUUCGAGAAAGAAAAUCCCUUAAACGUACAAACCUCUUUACAAAAACAUCAACCCAUUAAAAUCAACCAAAAAAUGCAUACAGACGGUGGCGGCUCUAAGGUAUCGGGGUUUGUCAGCCUGUUUGUUGUUCAAAUAGCGUUACUGCUUUUAUUUUGGAUUUAUGUGCGCUACCAUGAUGGAGCUCUUCCAAUGGAAAAAGAUGCUUCUGCGUCUAUAGCUGGAGCUUCUGCUGAUGGAACAAGUGAAGACGAUGGAUUAGCUGAAGGACACGUUUCCAAGUACCCUCAAUUCCAGGAUAUCCAUGUGAUGAUUUUCAUCGGAUUUGCCUUCCUAAUGACGUUCCUUCGGAAGUACGGUUAUAGCGCAACUGGUUACACACUAUUGCUAGCCGCACUCAUUGUGCAAUGGGCAAUUCUGGUUAAAGGUUUCUUCCGCAUGGAGUCCGGUCACAUAAGCUUAUCCCUGGGGAGUAUAAUUGAUGCAGACAUCGCUGCUGCUGUACCGUUGAUUAGUAUGGGCGCCCUUUUGGGCCGAACAACCCCCAUACAGUUGCUCUUUAUGGCACUGUUUGAAGUUGCACUCUUUGCCGUGAACGAGUUCAUCCAGUUGGACAUGCUAAGCAUAGCCGAUGUCGGAGGAUCCAUUACAGUUCAUGCCUUCGGUGCAUACUUUGGGCUUGCCGUCAGCCUGAUGCUACGACCUAGCAGGGACCAAAAUGAUGCUGGCCGAAACGAGGGAGCCAAUUACACGUCGGAUAUUUUCGCCAUGAUUGGGACACUCUUCCUGUGGGUGUAUUGGCCAAGCUUUAAUUCGGUGCUGGCCGUCGGUGCUGGUGCCCCAGAGCGUGCUAUUCUAAACACGUAUUUGUCAUUAGCAGGUGCAACAGUUACUACAUUUGUCCUAUCCGCACUUGUCAGCCAUGAAAACAAAUUGGACAUGGUGCACGUACAAAAUUCGACACUAGCCGGAGGUGUUGCUGUUGGUUCUGUUUGUAAUUUACUAAUUGGGCCUCAUGGUGCUUUAUUGAUUGGAAUUCUUUCUGGUGUUGUUUCAGUAUUUGGAUAUCGAUACUUGUCGCCGGCAAUCACAGAUAAAUUACGUCUACACGAUACUUGUGGGGUUCAUAAUUUGCACGGAAUGCCAGCGGUUUUAUCGGCCAUAGCUUCAGCUAUUUAUGCUUCUAUGGUAACACAAGAUGCAUAUAAAACUUCUAUGGCUGAGAUAUUUCCAGCAAUGGCUGAUGCAAGUAAAAUGAAUGGAAAUUCAAGUGAACCAUUAGGGGGUUAUGGAAGAACUGCACUUCAACAAGGAGGUUAUCAGUUGUUGGGUAUUGGAGUGACAGUAAUUAUAGCAAUUGUUGGAGGAUUAUUAACAGGUGUUUUAUUGAAGGCAAUUAGUUUUAAGAAAAUCGAUAAGGAACAUCAGCAUCUUGAUGAAGUCUUCUGGGAAGUACCAACAGAUGUCAAAGAACAAUAUAUCAUUGAGGAUAUUAAAGGUUUGGAGAAAAAAAGAAACAACUUAAAAAUACUCUCAACAAAACUAAGGGCAACAUUGUGGCGGCAGUCAAAAGUUGCACAAAGUGCCUAUUUCAAUGGGUUUUAAAUUAAUUUGAUAGAAUUUAUUUUAAAUUUAUUGGUUGUUCUUAAUAUGAUUGAAAUUAAUUUAUAUUAAAAUAAAUCCGUAUUU